GUGCCGAGGAGAAGAUCUUGGCGGAAUUCCGCGACUCGUGUCACCAGCACCACCACGUCCCCGCGGACUUUCACCUCCAGGCCAUGGUCCGCUCGGCCGGCAAGUUGGUCCUCAUCGACAAACUCCUCCCCAAGCUCAAAGCCGGUGGCCACAAGGUCCUCAUCUUCUCCCAAAUGGUCCGUUGUCUCGAUAUCUUGGAGGACUAUCUCAUCCAGAAGAGGUACCUCUACGAGCGAAUCGACGGGCGGGUGAGGGGCAACCUGCGGCAGGCGGCCAUCGACCGCUUCUCCAAACCGGACUCGGACCGUUUCGUCUUCCUCCUUUGCACCCGCGCCGGCGGGUUGGGCAUCAACCUGACGGCGGCCGACACCUGCAUCAUCUUCGACUCCGACUGGAACCCCCAGAACGACCUCCAGGUCAGGAGACGCCCCGGGUCUUCUUCUGGUGGGAGGGGCUUGGCCUUCAUCUUCAUUUGGAUCUGUCUUCUUGAGGCUCCAUCAUUUUCUUCUUGA
Messenger RNA from Apaloderma vittatum (bar-tailed trogon), 512 nucleotides. Its product is annotated as chromodomain-helicase-DNA-binding protein 8-like. The record is from RefSeq and is a predicted model, not a curated record. The annotation marks the transcript as partial. The transcript has 2 exons. Lineage: Eukaryota; Metazoa; Chordata; Aves; Trogoniformes; Trogonidae.